Melampsora larici-populina 98AG31 is the source of this 465-nucleotide messenger RNA. RefSeq lists its product as uncharacterized. The transcript has 5 exons. The record is from RefSeq and is a predicted model, not a curated record. Bases 1 to 465 code for a protein of 154 amino acids. Lineage: Eukaryota; Fungi; Basidiomycota; Pucciniomycetes; Pucciniales; Melampsoraceae.
AUGAAUGUAAAACUUCAGUUCAUGACUUCUGUCAUGCUUUGCUUUGCAUCUUUUGCUUUCGCGCUUCCAGCAAAUGAAUCUAUUUGCGAUGUGAGCUUUGGACCAGCACCUAAUGCUGGACAAGGGCUCCAGGUGCCAGUGCCUCUUGCAGUUGGAAAUUCUGGAUUCCUUUGUGGUGUGGGUAAUAAAACUAGUAACUCAACUGACUAUCGUCAAUGUCGAAGCUGUCUUCCUACUGCCAUCGGCAAAAAGUGUCGAUCGGUCGCUAACGCAAGCGCUCCACUAUUCGAGUCCCAUAAUUGUACUCUUGCUUAUGGUCCAGUGGCUUACAUUGAUAUCACUAAAACUCAAAAAUAUUACUGCAACGAUGAUGACAAGUACUUGUGCGAAAACAUCACAGAUCCAACUGUCUGUGAUGAGUGCACAUCAUCUUCAUUACCACCUGUCACGAAGAGCUUACUAUAA